CCAUUUGUGUUUCUUUUAUUGAAAGCACCUCUACAUGAGUAAGCACAGUCGUACAACGAAAGUUGAAGCUGAAAUAAGUGAAAAAUAUGGAGUUAAACAUAUUAGAUCUAAAUGAUUAUUGUCUCGGUUCAGUAUUGAAGUAUCUGGAACUAGAAGAUCAUGUUCGAUUUGCACAGACUUGCAAGCGAUUUGAAGAAGUGCUCAGAGAUUGGUCACCUGUACUUUAUCCAGAUUUGAAAAUAGAAAGAAGUUAUAAUACUAGCUCCAAUGAAGUGAAAUUGCAAUUUCAAUUAUUAUACAUACUACGAGACGUGAUUAAGCAACUGUAUCUGGAAUUCCAUGAAAAGGAUGGCGAAGCACCGCUUUCCAUCGAUGAUCUCGUUAGUCAGAUUAAAUAUAUGGAUAGUCUCGAAAUAUAUUGAAAUAAAAGAAAGACGCAUCCGUAGUCUAUUAAACAGGUCGAAAACACGUCAACAACUGAUCGAAAAGGUAUUGGAUACUCUAGAAUUUUUACCCAAUAUAAAAACCGUUAGCACUAGCUGCGAGACAGAUACUUAUACCGCGUGCAGUUUGAAACGUUUGAAUUGCUUGGAGAAAAUAUCAAUCGAUAAUAAAAUUUCCGUUGAAGAUUUGAUCGAAAUCUGUAAAUCAAAUACGAAUCUUCGAGUUUUGUGGAUAAGAGAAGUUGUCGGUGAACUUUCGGAUAUUGUGCCCCAUUGUCAAAACUUGGAAGAAAUAUUUUUCCCCAUGCUUUACGGUCAUAAAUCUUACUCUCGACUCACAGAUCUUCCGAAGCUUCGCAAUGUUUUUAUAAAAAGCAUAAACCCAACUUCGCCUUGUGCUAAAUUAAUCGAAUUGUUCGAUGCAUUUGCCGAGAAGAAGCAACAAACUGCAUUGGAAAGUCUAAUGCUAUUCUUUUUUUUGAGCUUUGAGGAGACAAGCAAACUAAUUCAAUUGUCCUCGCUGAAAGAACUGCGUUGUGCUUUCGAUGAUGCCAGAUGCAUUGAUCUUUUGACUGACUUAACUGAGCUGGAGGGACUUUAUAUAAUGUUAGAGCGUACAGCUGGCGGAUGCAAGGAGUGCUUGAAUAUACUGCGAUCGUGUCAAAAAUUGCAGCAUCUGCACAUUAACUCGACUGUGUCAAUCGAAUUCACAGGCAAGGCGCUGGAAGUCUUGCGGCAAGUGCGCAAACCUGAAAAGCAAAAACCUCUGCGAUUUUAUUCAAACGGAGUUAGGCAUUUGUGCAAUGACAAAGGUGAGGAGGAGAUUGAUAAUGAAUACUGUGUAGUGGUGAAUAGGUCCGAAUAUUUGCGUGCUUCACCAUGGCGAUCAGAUUUAUACCAGCUAAGGCAUUGUGCGAAGCGAAGAGAUCAGCCGGUGGGGUGCUAUCGACAAUUAGGUUUUUUUUAAAAUUUAAACAAUUAAGUCUUGAAAAUGCCGCGAAUAUUUCUGCGGUGAUAUGAAAUAUAGGCAAGUGAAUUACGACCAAUUCUCUCGACAUAAAUCUGCAUGAAAUAAUGCAACAUUAAAAAUAAAAACAACUGGCAGUCGUCCCAUCGUUAAGUAGCAAAAUAAAUGCAAUGAAAAUGUAUUUAUUAAAUUUAAAAUAAAAAUUGCAGUAGUUGCAGUUGAAAAUUGUGCGAGUCGCUGAUACUUUGUAUAUACAUAGAUGACACGACAAACUGGACCUGAGCUACUUCUUCUAAUGCUACUCUGAUUGGUCUUUGGCUGUGCGCCAGAUGUGUAUGCUGCUGUCGGUUUUUUGUGUGCCCCAAGCAUAAUGUAAUUAGUUGCAACAGCCCAACAACAAACAAGUAGAAAGAACAACAACAACAACAAUAAUAGCAAAAACAAAAACAAAACCGAACUAAAUAAAUUCUUAAGAACGUGCAUAAAAAAUUAUUUGCUCAUACGCAUGAACGCUUGCCCAAUGAAGACUUACCAUAUAUAUUUUUUGUUUAUACCACGCAGAAAAGAGUAGAAUGGUCGAAGUCAGCCAGACGAUGAACUGUCUGAUCUAAUUAGCAAUUUACAUACCAUAUAUUCUGUCAGUCUAAAUAUGACGAUAAAAGAGUGAUUUUUUAUAUUGGAUUUACAUUCAAGAAUGUCGCAAUAUUCAAAUUAAUUUCUACUUUUUUCAACAUCCUUAAAAUAAUCUGAAUUUUACCAUAGAGAAUAGUAUCUUAAAGUUCACCCUAACUUUGCCUUUAACCAAUUUGAAUUGUUUUUGUUUUUUUCGAAAAUUUGGCAAUGAACCAAAAAACGCGGCCACUGCUACAACAAAAACAACUGAUUUGUACAGGUGCGAAAACUCUGUGAUCUGUGCACGUCGGAAAACCCAAGCCUAUAUACAAAUUUGACUUUAUUUGAUGCCUGUCUGUGUGUGUGUGUCUAUCUGUUUGGCCCUGGGUCAAUUCUCGUACCCAAAGAUCAUGCCCUUAAUGGCGAUUGUUGUUUAAUAGCUGCCAUCUGCAUUUGGGCCUUAUUCACUUUUAUUGCACAGAUCGCGACAGGUCGGUCCUCAGUUCGUAUACUUAUUUAUAUUUUCUUCAUUGAGUAUUGUAUUGUAUUUUUUGCUUUGUUUUCUUGUUGCCUUUUGGCUUUUGUAGCACAAUGAAAGUAUCGUUUGUUUAUUUGCCAAGCAUCUUAUGAUUUUCCUUAGUGUGUUUUUCAUUUUUCUUAUUUGCAUUUGUGUUCUGCGCUUGUGAUUUGUAUUUUUAGUACCAAGUGUGGCAGUUGCUGGUUGCCUGUUCAUUUGCUUAGCUCUGUUCAGUUUAAAUUGGCUAAUUGAGUAUUGGCUGCGAGACUUAAUUGUAUUCUUAAAUAAAUAAAAUUUAUUGAGUAUGAUUUUGAAAUAAAGUGCAUGUAUAAUAGAAUGACGGAUAAUUGAAUUUAAUAUUAAUUAAAUAUAUAUUAGAAACGAUCGACGGAGGACAAAUUUUUCUAUACUACAACUAAGAACAUAAAUUGAAAAUGUAUAAUAA
This is a messenger RNA of Drosophila sulfurigaster albostrigata, 2984 nucleotides long. RefSeq lists its product as uncharacterized. The transcript is spliced from 3 exons. The record is from RefSeq and is a predicted model, not a curated record. Bases 340 to 1410 code for a protein of 356 amino acids. Lineage: Eukaryota; Metazoa; Arthropoda; Insecta; Diptera; Drosophilidae.